This is a messenger RNA of Cheilinus undulatus (humphead wrasse), 3717 nucleotides long. It is a transcript of the gene s1pr3a, whose product is annotated as sphingosine-1-phosphate receptor 3a. Gene Ontology annotation, molecular function: sphingosine-1-phosphate receptor activity. The coding region runs from base 381 to 1580 and encodes 399 amino acids. Gene Ontology annotation, cellular component: membrane. NCBI's taxonomy places the organism in Eukaryota, Metazoa, Chordata, Actinopteri, Labriformes, Labridae. The record is from RefSeq and is a predicted model, not a curated record. The transcript has 2 exons. Gene Ontology annotation, biological process: G protein-coupled receptor signaling pathway.
GUGAGAGCAGGACGCACAGAGAAGGACAGAGUCACAAUUUAGGGAGGACGCAAUAAAGUUCAUGACACAACACAAAGUGGACGUUUGGAGGAAAACCUCAGUGACUGGAAACUUUACACGCGAAGAAAGGAGAGGACAUGGGCGUUUGAUUUCACGUUGAAGACAGUGUUUCUGGGGUGUUCACAGUUUACCCCCAACGCAUCGUUACGCAGGAGACGAAAACACCUCCAAUGUUCUGCGCACUUUUCCACGGCACAGGGAUGUUUCGAUGAGACCAAGAACCCCAGCAGGUCCUUCAAGCGGCUCAAAGAUGUCCGUGUGGAAUACUGUGGCGCCCUCUGUUGUGUGAUCGAGGAAGGCCAAGAAAGAGGGCAGGCACCAUGGUGAACAUAUUUGAAGAGGGGAUGAACCUUGUCAUCGUCAGCCACUAUAACCAGUCUGGGAAGUGGGACCGGCCCCGCUCUGGUGGGGCCUGUAAAAAGGCUGUGCUGCUCUUCAUCUGCGUGCUGAUCGUUCUGGAGAACGUCACAGUUCUGCUUGCUCUGUGGAGGAACAAACGCUUCCACAGCCGCAUGUACUUCCUGAUUGGAAACCUGGCACUGUCAGACCUGCUGGCUGGUGUGGCAUAUGUGGUUAACAUUUUUACCUCAGGAAGAAACACCUUCUUCCUGACUCCAGUGCAGUGGCUGGCCAGAGAGGGGAGCAUGUUCGUGGCCCUCAGUGCUUCCACGUUCAGCCUUCUUGCAAUUGGGAUAGAGAGGCACAUGACGAUGGUGCGUUUGCGUCCCUGUGAGACAGCAGGCCGUGGCAGACUUCUAGGACUCCUUGCGGCCUGCUGGCUUGUUUCAGUGCUGCUCAGUGCUCUGCCCAGUCUGGGCUGGAACUGCCUCAACAACCGAGCUUCCUGCUCCACAGUGCUGCCGCUCUACGCUAAGAGCUAUGUGGCCUUCUGUAUUUCUGUGUUCAGUGCUCUAUUGGUGGCCAUCAUCAUCCUCUACAUCAGGAUCUACCGGCUGGUGACUUCCAGCGGCCGCAGAGUGAGCAGCCGGCCUUCAGAGCGCUCCCUGGCCUUGCUGCGGACUGUGGUUAUCGUUCUUGGUGUGUUCGUCAUGUGCUGGACCCCACUCUUUCUGCUAUUGCUAUUGGAUGUCGGAUGUAGUCCAGAUAAAUGCCCGGUGCUCUACCAGGUGGACUGGUUCAUUGCCCUGGCUGUGCUGAACUCUGCCCUUAACCCACUCAUAUACACUCUGUCCAGCAGAGAGAUGAGGGCAGCCUUCUUCAGGCUGCUCUGCUGCUGUCAGACCAGUAUGGAGUCUACAGGGACUCCUGUGGUGGGAAACCCACACCUUGGCACCAUCAUUCCCACAGCGGAGAACAGCAAAACCAGCUUGGGUGGAGGAGGGGGCAGUGUGGCUGGGAAGUCCACUCUGGGUAGAGGAAAGGGUCCUCCACCUGUGAACUUGGACAGCAAGCAUGGAGAUCCCUCAGCCACAGCUGUGCCCCACCCAUCAGGACCUGCAGACCUACUGUCAGCUGUGCUGGUGAAGGCGGGGGCUCUGCCACCGCUCAGCAAGUUCUGAUUGGUAGCACCUUAGCAAGGCCUUAUAACAGAGAAACAGAGGUGAUGAACUCCUGCUGUCUCUGCCACUUCUUGGUUAUGCACUAUGGAUGUUGAAGCAUAAAUAUGAUGAAGGAUUUUUUUCUAUCAAAGAAAGUAAAGACCUGAACACAGUGAAAACUAUUUAAAGCCACUAUUCAAACCUUAAUAAUAUUUCUCACAGCACGAGAGUGACUGAGAUGUUGCAACGCAGCGAUGAAAUACCAAUGAAAUACACAGGACAGUUUCUAGGGCAUGGACCAGACUAAGCCCGGACUAAAUCUCUUGGCUUAACCCAGUUCUGUGAAAACUUGCUUAUGCAACAACGGAACAUAAUUAACUUUAACCCCUUAAAGCCUGUUGUAUCAUAUUUGAUACAUAGUGGAUUAUCAAUUACCAAAAACACCCAAUGUAUCAAAUGAGAUACAAAAAAAUAUAUACAUGUUAAAUUGGAUUUUUUUUUUUCCUGGAUUUCAGUAGAAAGUGAAAUAAACAUUUCAUUUCCAAAAAAUGAGAAUUUCUGGCUAUAAAUUGUGUAUUCAGGCUUUAACGGGUUAAUACUGUUAAGAUUGUGUAUGUGUUUGUUUUAUUUUGUCAUCAAAAGAAAAAGAAGUAUAAAAUCAGGACACUUUGAUGCAUGUGCUUUAUGCAAGAACUCUUUAAACACCUGCAUUUUGUCAACACAACUUAAUUUUGCAAACUAUUUAUUUUCUGUGAAAACAUUUGCAAUAGCAAUACUUCUAGUAGCAUGUUUCAGUAUAGUUUGUGUGCAUUUAAAACACUACGGUACAAAGGUAUAAUUAUUGUUUUGCUAUGAUUGAGAUGUAUUGUGAGAGAAAGAAAGACCAAAAGAUUUUUGUUUUAAACUAGCGGCCUCUAGAGGCUGUGAUGCUCAUCAUUCAACUGAAGGAAAGCAAUCUAAUGAAUAAAAACUAUCUAGAGCAGCGGUUCCCAACCUAUUUUGCUUUGACCCCCCCUUCCUAUUUGUAUCUAAAAAAAAUUUGAGCCCACACAGUGAAAAAUUUACAUCAAUUUUCAUUCUUUUGUUGUUUGAAUCCAAGCAAAAUAGCUGUUAAAAUAAAAGUAGCCAAAAACCUUUAUAUGAACUAUUCGUAAGUGUUUCAGCCUGAUUCUACUUAGUAGGUGCAGACAGGACCUUGUACCCCCCUAAAAUCUCUGGCGCCCCCCUAAAGGGUUUCCAGAGCCCAGGUUGGGAACCAAGCAUCUAGAGUGCAUGCAUCCAUUUAUUUUAUUUACUUCAUUCUCUGUGAUAUGAGUAAAAUGUGGUUGUUUACUGAAGAUCUACACCUGCUUAUGCCACUUACUCAGUGUAGUGUUGGUUUUCCUGUUAUCACAAGUUAAUUCUUUUAAAUGUAUUGCACAUAUGAACUAUGAAGAAAAACAACAAAGAGAAAACACAAUAAACCAAUGAAUACAAGUCAUGCAAUGCAUGCAAAUUUGGAAGAAAAUAACAACUAAAUAAAUGUGCAGGAGAGGCCAAAUAAACCUUCCUAAUGUGAAAUUUUAACACUGAGAUAGACAACUGAAACUGUACAAAUCAAUACAAUACAUCUAAAAAAAAUAAAGAAAGAAAUGAACAUAUCAUUCUACGGGGUUAUGAGACACUAAACCUUCGCUGUUUUCUUGUUACCUCUGCAGUAAGCCAAGAUCUCAAGAAAACACUUCAAAAUAAAUCAUUAUUACAGGAAAGCUGAAGUAAAAGAAUGUAUGAAUGUAUUUCAGCUAGGGCUUCCAUAAAAAGCAGGGUGAAAAAGUUACUAUCAUUGAUUUCUAAUCUGCCUAUGUGCAGGAAAGAUUGUCUAGAUGGUUGCUCAUUCCCACGAUUGACUCAUGUUUCAUAUUUGCUCUCAGCUCUCCUUGGUCAGCAUCAGCUGCACUCUGAGAUCAAUUAACGUGUGUAAUAACUGCAGUCAUGGACGUUUUCUCCUCUCAUCAGCAUAAUGUAGAAACCACUCACACAUCACCUAACCACUAGUGAAUAGGAGUGUUGGUUGUGAAUUAUUUAAUGGUGGUAGACUGUAAAUUACAUUUCUUCCUAAGGUGGUGUAGUGCCUGAUACCAUUAUAUAGCAAAUACAAUAAAAUCUUAUUCCCCUUUUA